Molecule: messenger RNA, 915 nt
Organism: Lucilia cuprina (Australian sheep blowfly)
Lineage: Eukaryota; Metazoa; Arthropoda; Insecta; Diptera; Calliphoridae
Exons: 3
Coding region: 1-915 (304 amino acids)
Molecular function (GO): nucleic acid binding; zinc ion binding
Source: RefSeq, a predicted model, not a curated record
AUGCCUGAUUCAUUUAGUACAGUAAUUACAGCAAUAGAAACAUUAAGUCCUGAAACGUUGGAAAUGGAAUUUAUUAAAAACCGGCUAUUAGAAGAAGAUAGAAAAAAAAAUCACCAUAUUAAUCAAGACGCAUCAGAAGAAAAUAUAGCUAUGAAAACCUCAUUCAAAUGGAAAUGCCAUUAUUGCGGCAAGAAGGGCCAUAAGAAAAAGAAUUGUUUUAAAUGGAAGCGUGAUCAAUCAAAUAAGAAUGUUAAUACAGCUGAAACAGGAAAUAACGCUAUUAGUUCUGUUGCAGAAAAGGUUUGUUUAGGUUCAUCCGUAAGUACUGUUAUGAAGUGGGUCCUAGAUUCUGGGGCUAGUGAUCAUAUGGCUAAAUAUGAACAUUUCUUUGAAAAUCUGCAAGAGCUUGAUGAUCCAGUUUUUAUAAAUGUUGCAAAGAAUAAGCAACCGUAUGGUCUUGCAUUAGAUUCACAAAAUGAGGUGUUAACUGAGAUGAACCAAAUAAUGUCGAUACCAAUUAUACCUGGAAGGAAAUGUUUGGAGCCUUUCCAGAAAGGUAUAUUAAUGACCAACAAUGCUCUUAUAAUGCUCCAUGAAUACGUGAAAAAAUAUGACAUGAAGUAUAUCGUCACAAGUCGCCUCAACCAGGAUGUUCUUGAACAUUUCUUUGGAGCGAUAAGAAGCAAAGGUGGUUUAAAUGAUCAUUCAUCGCCCAGAGAUUUUAAAUUUAGACUUCGAAAGUACAUUCUGGCGAAAAAUACAGAACACCUCAAUGGAAAAGGGAAUGUGGAAGUCGAUACCACCGAAUGGCUUAACUGUUCCAAUGACCUUAUUGUUCCACCCUCACAAAACUGCGGAGCAUUAGGAACUCAAGACCCCACUCACCUAGAAGAAUCAUCUCCUGAUUUUGGUUAA